Culicoides brevitarsis is the source of this 2842-nucleotide messenger RNA. Its product is annotated as solute carrier family 23 member 2. Gene Ontology annotation, molecular function: transmembrane transporter activity. The record is from RefSeq and is a predicted model, not a curated record. The transcript is spliced from 5 exons. Gene Ontology annotation, cellular component: membrane. Bases 199 to 1920 code for a protein of 573 amino acids. Gene Ontology annotation, biological process: transmembrane transport. Lineage: Eukaryota; Metazoa; Arthropoda; Insecta; Diptera; Ceratopogonidae.
CCGCGGAAGCAAUUGCAUCAAAAAAGAUAAAAAAAAAUACUUUUUUUGUCUCUUGAAGACUUGUGAUAAAAAAAAAUAAAAUUAAUUGAGUUAAAAAUACAUUUUGCUAGAAUUUAUUUUUAAAAUUUUCCCAAAGUGAAAUUUAUUAUUAGAAGAAAGUGAUUUAAUUUUAGUACGUUAGAAAAUUUAUUGAUCAUUAUGACGACGACGAUAGAAGUGGAAAAUGAUCAUCAAUUGGCAAACGGCACGAACGGCACAAGUAACGCGACUGGCAAAGGGAAGGACGAUCGUAAAUGUGAUCUCUUAUACGGAAUUGAUGAUAAUCCGCCGUGGUACAUGUGUAUCUUUCUCGCUUUACAACAUUACCUAACGAUGAUCGGUGCCAUAGUGUCAAUUCCAUUCAUUUUAACGCCCGCUCUUUGCAUGGAUGAUGCAUCGCCAUCACGCGGCGAAAUAAUUGCCACAAUGAUUUUCGUCACGGGACUCGUAACGCUCGUUCAAUCGACCUUCGGAUGUCGUCUCCCCAUCGUUCAAGGCGGCACAAUUUCCUUUCUCGUACCCACACUUGCCAUUCUUAACCUCCCGCAAUGGCAAUGUCCCGCCGAAGGUGUCAUCAAUGCCAUGUCCGAAGAGGAAAAGACUGAAUUAUGGCAAAUCCGGAUGCGAGAACUCUCCGGAGCGAUUGCGGUUUCGGCAUUAACGCAAGUUGUUCUCGGCGCCACGGGCUUGGUUGGAAAAGUCCUCAAAAUAAUCACUCCUUUGACAAUUGUGCCAACUGUCGCACUCGUUGGAUUGACACUUUUCGAACAUGCAGCAGAAACGGCAAGCAAACAUUGGGGCAUCGCAGUCGGAACGACUGCAAUGUUGACAUUAUUUUCGCAAGUACUCGUUUCCAUUACCAUUCCAAUUGUUAUUUGGCGCAAAGGUCACGGCUUGCAAGUGAUUAAAUUUGCCAUUUUUAAGCUGUUUCCGGUAUUACUUACGAUUGCGAUCAUGUGGGGUAUUUGUUUGGCACUUACCUUAACCGAUGUGUUUCCAGAAGGACAUCAGGCACGCACAGAUGUUCGCAUGAAAGUUCUUACCGACGCUAGCUGGUUCCGUGUUCCUUAUCCUGGGCAGUUUGGCAUGCCGACAGUUUCAUUAGCAGGUGUCCUUGGAAUGCUCGCUGGCGUUCUCGCUUGCACUGUCGAAUCCAUCAGCUACUAUCCCACAGUGUCCCGCAUGUCAAAUGCUCCCCCCAUCCGUCUUUCCGCCAUCAACGCAGGCAUUCUCAUCGAAGGCGCCGGAUGCGUUCUCGCCGGCUUAUGGGGCGCUGGCAACGGCACAAACACUUUUGGCGAAAACGUUGGCGCCAUCGGAGUCACAAAAGUCGGCAGUCGUCGCGUCAUCCAAUACGCCGGCGUCAUUAUGCUCAUCCAAGGUGUCAUCGGGAAAUUUUGCGCGGUUUUCAUCAUGAUCCCCGAUCCCGUUGUCGGAGGGAUUUUUUGCGUCAUGUUCGGCAUGAUCACCGCUUUUGGUCUCCAGGCGUUGCAAUAUGUGGAUUUACGAUCGUCACGGAACCUGUACAUUGUGGGGGUGUCACUUUUCUUCCCGCUCGUGCUUUGUCAGUGGAUGCACAAGAAUCCCGGGGCGAUAAAUACGGGAAUUGAGACAAUCGACUCGACUUUGAACGUUUUACUGAGCACGAGUAUUUUGGUUGGCGGAUUUUUGGGAUGUUUUUUGGAUCAUAUCAUCCCGGGAACGAAAGUUGAACGCGGAAUUGUCGCCUUUAACGAUGAAAUUUCGUUCGAACAAACGGAAGAUGAUGAAAAAGUGUCGACCUAUGACUGGCCAAUCGGGAUGCGGUGCUUGCGGGCUUGCAAAUGGACCCAAUAUGUGCCGUUCUUGCCGACUUACAAGCCGCCCGCGAAAAAAAACUGAUCCAGUUCGCAGCAAAAAAUGAACGCAAAUGAAACGUGCGAGACAUUCACCUUCUUUGCCGUUCAAAUUAAUCAUUUUAUAUGAUAAAAGCGUGUCUCGCACCGUAAAAGUCUUAAACUAAUAGUAAAUAAAGCCGAAAAAAAAUUGUGUAUUAUAAAAAACCGACUUUGUCAACACACACAAAAACUCACAAUGUUUGUUAUUUUUGCACGGCUCGUUUAAAUCAUAAAAAAAUAUCGCGUCGACGAAAUCAUGACCUACACAAGAGAGAUUCGCUUGAACACGAUGAAAAACACGUCACUCGAACCUGGCUCGUGUCUCCUCAUUUUUUUCCAUUGUUUAUCGCAAUUUGUGUGUGUUAUCGCCUUUUUUCUUGCGAUAACGAGACCUUAAAAUCGCGAUUUUUUCGUCGUGGCCCGUGCAGAGGCACCUGACUUUCUUGUCCGCUAUCUAUUCCGCGACAAGAGCUACUAUCAACAACGAGUGCGUUUCGCUUUUGUGUACCUUGGGAAAAUAUUUGCGCGAUAAUUAAUAAUUCAUAAGAGACACGGCUCGUGGAAGUUGUAAAAUUGAGUGAGCGAGCGAGAUAAUAAAUUAUUUGUCGAGUUUUGUUUUGUUUUGUUGUUCGGUUUAAUAAAUAAAAUAAUUGAAGCGCUGUAGAUGCAGCGAGUCCGUUUGACUAGCUGUUGAAUGUAAGUAUUUGUUGUCCGCAGUAGACAGCGAGAGGGAAAAGUGUCUCGCGCGCGCGUCGCGUGGAUGGGAGAUAAAGUGAGUGAGAAUCUCAUUGAAAAGCCGGUAGUCGAAAGUUUGUAUUGUAUGCGGUUAAAGUCUUGAAGAUAAGCGACUCGUGUCUCCAAUUGAGGUCGAUUUUGAUAAAUUUGUUACAUGAUUUGGGUUAUUUUUGGCACAAAGUACACGGCGU